AUGCCUUCCAAAUUCCCUUCGCGUGGAAGUGGGCAGGCUGCUAGGUCAAAAAGCCGGCGCUUCAAUAAUCGCCACGCCCAGUUCUCCGUUUCCUCAAAUAAUUUCACCCACAAUUAUGAAGCUAAAUGUGAGGGAUCGUCAUCUUCCGAUAAUUCGGAGGUGAUGAAUAUCAAUACAGCCAUGUGGGAUCUAGGUCAAUGUGAUCCUAAGCGAUGCAGUGGUAGGAAGUUGGUUCGACUUGGCGUUACCCGUUUACUCAGCCUUCGUGAACCGUUUCAUGGCUUGGUAUUGACCCCCACAGCAUCUCAGUACAUAAAUCCGCAGACAGAUAGAGACAUUGUCGAGCACAGUGGUGUUUGUGUGAUUGAUUGCUCCUGGGCGCGACUAGACGAAACUCCCUUUCACAAACUUAAAUUCCAACACGGUCGUCUCCUUCCUUACCUCCUGGCGGUGAAUCCGGUCAACUAUGGUCGACCUCACAAACUGACUUGUGCAGAAGCCUUUGCAGCAUCUUUGUAUAUUCUUGGCUGGGAAGAAAGUGCGCGUCAUGUACUCUCUCACUUCUCCUGGGGUCCUUCUUUUUUUGAAGUGAACGGGGACCUACUCUCAGCUUAUCAAUCAUGCCUAACGAACACAGAUAUUGCUGAUGUGCAAAAACGAUAUGAAGCGUCAUUGAUGGCCAAGAAAAAUCAUAAAUCGGAAAGCUAUUCCGAAAUGUAUGCUGCCCUUGAUGCAGAACUUGGAUCCGAGUAUGAUGCUCCAAGUUUGGAUGAGGCGGAAGUAACGAAUUCUUGUGAUUUGGUGCCGUUGGUUAACUCCGAUGAAGGCGAAACAAAGUUGUUGCAACCAGUUGAAGUAUUCGAAGAUCUGCCCCUAUCCGAAGAUUCCAAGGCCAAUCUAGACAGGCAAAUGAAGUCAAUAUGUAGUUCGUUUGAGCACGAACAAUUAAAGAAAGAAGCCGGACGUAAUUGGGAUAGAUUUUACAAUCGCAACGGGACCAAAUUUUUCAAGGAUCGGCAUUGGACAAGGAGGGAAUUCGCGGAACUCGCACAGCUUCCAGAGGACGACGAUACACCGAUGACGAUACUAGAAGUUGGCUGUGGAGUUGGAAAUUUUAUCUUCCCUCUCAUCGAAGACUUUUACUCCACGGUUGUAUUUUACGCCUGUGACGUGUCUCCAAAAGCAAUAGCGGAGGUGAAAAAGAACCCCGCCUUCAGCCCCAAGUUCGCCUCUGCAUUUGUGUGCGACUUGUCUGUUGACGGAGCCCUACAAGCAGGCCUCUUAGAGGCCACUACGCCGAAGCUUCUGAGCCUAUCGCACAAUCAACCUCCAGAUUUCCACCUAGUUACACUUAUUUUCGUACUCUCUGCAAUUCAUCCUACAAGUAUGACCGUCUGCCUCAAGAAUGUCGUCAGUGCGUUGAGGCCAGGUGGCAAACUGCUCUUUCGAGAUUAUGGACUUCAUGAUUAUGCGCAAAUCCGAUUCGGCCGCAAAAGCCGCGUCGUUGCUGACCAACCUUUAUACAAACGACAGGAUGGCACUUUUGCGUACUUCUUCUCGAUUACUGAGUUAGCAAACAUGCUGAAAGCUGCGGGUCUCGACGUUAUUAAGUGUUCCUACAUUCACAAAAACACUGUGAACAAGCGUAUAAAUUUUUCAGCAAAGCGAGUGUUCGUUCAGGCGGUUGCUCAAAAACCGGAGCCGAGCAAUCCCACCGAAAGACAAAUAAAUUAG
Mesocestoides corti is the source of this 1734-nucleotide messenger RNA. The record is from the annotation of a GenBank genome assembly. NCBI's taxonomy places the organism in Eukaryota, Metazoa, Platyhelminthes, Cestoda, Cyclophyllidea, Mesocestoididae.